Messenger RNA from Siniperca chuatsi (mandarin fish), 4274 nucleotides. Its product is annotated as retinal guanylyl cyclase 2-like. Bases 119 to 3292 code for a protein of 1057 amino acids. Lineage: Eukaryota; Metazoa; Chordata; Actinopteri; Centrarchiformes; Sinipercidae. Gene Ontology annotation, molecular function: protein kinase activity; guanylate cyclase activity; ATP binding. The transcript has 24 exons. The record is from RefSeq and is a predicted model, not a curated record. Gene Ontology annotation, biological process: protein phosphorylation; receptor guanylyl cyclase signaling pathway; cGMP biosynthetic process.
CGACCUGACAUCAGCACUUUCUGCAGCUCAGCGUUCGUUUAAAGAUUUUGUUCUUUUAUCGACUGAAAUUGAAGGUUUUCGUUGAACAGAUGAACCUCUGAGACAAAAGGUUGCCAGGAUGCAGCUUCCUAGGUGGUUGCUAGGGGUGUGUCUGUGGUUGCUAUGCAUUACGGAGGUCUGGACAGCAACCUUUAAGCUGGCUCUGAUUGGUCCGUGGUCAUGUGACCCCAUGUUCUCCCGGGCAAUGCCGGCGGCAGCAGCCAACCUGGCGUUGUCACGGUUACGGAGCGACAGCGGUCUGAGCAGAGGAUACUGGUACGAUGUCAAACUGUUGGACGAGGACUGCUCUGCCUCCAAAGCUCUGACAGAACUUGGGGACAUGGAGGGUUAUGGCCACGCCUACAUUGGACCCUUUAGCCCCGCCCUCUGCCACGCUGCCUCCUUAUUGGCUCAACACUGGGAGGCUGGGCUUGCCUCUCCAGGCUGCCUGGAUGCUGAUUGGCCGAACCUGCCGCCCAUUACUCCACCCAGCAGAGUCCUGUUCACUGUCCUCAGGUUCUUCCGCUGGGCGCAUGUUGCUGUCAUCUCAGCUCCAUCCGACCUAUGGGACAGCACCGGACAGGAAGUCGCCUUGGCGCUCAGAGCUUUGGGCCUGCCGAUCGGUCCGGUGGUUACCAUGGAAACAAACAACAGGGGCGGACCUCGGGAUGCGCUCAGAGUGAUCAGAGAGGCUGACAAGGUCAAAGUGGUGAUCAUGUGCAUGAGCUCCGUCUUGAUUGGUGGAGAGGAUCAGAGAGAGCUCCUAUUGGCUGCUCUGGACAUGGGGAUGGUUUCCGACGGUUACGUGUUUAUUCCGUAUGAUGCCCUGCUGUACGCCAUGCCGUACCAGGACACAGUGUUCCCUCAGCUGACCAAUAGCACGCAGCUUCGUCACGCCUACAGCUCCGUUCUGACCGUUACCAUGGCGUCCGACCAGAGUUUCUACAAAGCUUUUCGUCAGGCUCAAAUCAACCGAGAGAUCCGGUCUGCUGUAGCCGCUACUGAGGUGUCUCCGGUGUUUGGGACCAUCUUUAACAUGGUGUACUUCGUUGCUAAGGCGGUGGAGGAGCGUCGUCAGGCAGGGGGCGGGCACUGGGUGACGGGCAAUCAGCUCGUCCAAUCAGAUGGAGGCUUUGAUUUCCAGGGCUUCAAUCAGGUGUUGUAUGGAGGUAAAGAGGGGCGUGGCCAGCAGGCCAGGUACGUGGUGUUGGACAGCGAUGGCGACCGACUCGUGCCGACACACUCGCUCGCUCCGACACACACCGACGGGACAGUCGGAGGUCUGAGGCCGCUGAGCCGCUCCUUCAUCUUCCCCGGAGGAAAACCCCCCACCGCCAGCUUCUGUUGGUUCAGUCCAGAGGAGGCCUGCAGCGGGGGUUUGGAUGCGGUGACGAUGUUCCUUGUCUUCCUGUUGCUCUGCGCUCUAAUUGGAGCUUUGUUCUUCUGGAUCAGGAAGUACAACAGAGCAGCGACCAUCAGCAAACUCAUCCUGACUCUGGACGACAUCAUCUUCAUUGAUACUCAAGUCAGCAGGAAGAAACUGAACGACGAGUCAAUCAUGAGGAGUCUCCUGGAAAUUAAAACUCCGUUCCGCUCGAUUGCUCGAAGUUACAUCCUGACGACACCUGAGAGCUCCAACAUAGGAAUACUGGAGGGCGACUGGGUUUGGCUGAAGAAGAUUCCUGUUGGAACGACGAUAACAGCUGUCAAUCAAAACACCCAGAGUCUGUUCAGCCAGUUGAGGGAGAUGCGACAUGAGAACCUGAACCUGUACGUGGGCCUGUUUCUGGACUCUGGGAUCUUUGCUCUGGUGGUUGAACACUGUCCUCGAGGAAGUCUGGCAGACCUGCUGGCCGACAGCAACAUGAGGCUGGACUGGAUGUUCAAGUCCUCCCUGCUCAUGGACCUGAUCAAGGGGAUGAAGUACCUUCAUCUUCGAGGUCUGACUCACGGCCGUCUGAAGUCCACAAACUGUUUAGUCGAUGGACGCUUCGUUCUGAAAGUCACAGACUAUGGACUUCCCAUGAUCCUUCACUCUCAGAGCCUCAGCCCUCCUGAGGACCCGCAAGAGCUGCUGUGGACGGCUCCGGAGCUCUUGAGGAAUCCGGUCCGAGGAGGCUCAUUUGCUGGAGACAUCUUCAGUUUCUCCAUCAUCAUACAGGAAGUGAUCUCACGAACGCUGCCGUACGCCAUGAUGGACAUGCCCGCCCAUGAGAUAGUGGAGCGUCUGAAGCAGCCUCCUCCUCUCUGCAGACCACUUGUUUCGGUGGAUGAAGCUCCUGCUGACUGUCUAAAUCUGAUGAACGAAUGUUGGAACGAAGAUCCCAGUAAGAGGCCGAGCUUCGAUGACAUUUUCAAACAGUUUCGGGGCAUUAACAGAGGGAAGAGGGCAAACAUCAUCGACUCCAUGUUGCGGAUGUUGGAGCAGUACAGUUCGAACCUGGAGGAUCUGAUCAGAGAGCGAACAGACGAACUGGAGGUUGAGAGAAACAAGACGGAGAAGCUGGUCGGACAGCUCCUGCCAAAAUCAGUGGCUCAGGCUCUAAAGAAAGGGAAGCCGGUCCGACCCGAACAUUAUUCAGACUGCACUCUUUACUUCAGUGAUAUUGUUGGAUUUACAACCAUCUCAGCUCUCAGUGAACCCAUCGAGGUGGUCGACCUGCUGAAUGACCUCUACACCAUGUUUGAUGCCAUCAUUGCUACUCAUGAUGUUUACAAGGUAGAAACUAUCGGAGAUGCUUACAUGGUGGCUUCAGGUAUUCCCAACAGAAAUGGGAAUCGACACGCAGCUGAAGUGGCCAACAUGUCUCUGGACAUCCUGCACUCGAUAGCAGCUUUUAAGAUCAAACACAUGCCUGAGAUUAAAGUCAAAAUACGCAUUGGACUGCAUUCAGGUCCAGUGGUAGCAGGUGUGGUUGGUCUCACGAUGCCCAGGUAUUGUCUGUUUGGAGACACAGUGACCACAGCCUCACACAUGGAAGCCAGUGGACUGCCCUACAGGAUCCACAUAAGUCUGAGUACAGUGAAGGUCCUGACCAGUCUCAAACUGGGAUACCACAUAGACACCAGAAAGGCACAGGUGAAGGGCACGGUGGACACGUACUGGCUGAUGGGUCGAGAUGGUUUCGAUAAACCUCUUCCUGUUCCUCCAGACCUCACUGGAGGGGCCAGUAAUCAUGGUAUCAGUCUGGAUGAGAUUCCAGUUGAAAGAAGACAAAAGUUUCUGGACCGACAGAAGAAGAUAAAGAAAUGAUGCCAACACACACACACACACACACACUUAUACACAGUCACACACACAUACAUACCCCUAACCCAUUUUUAUUAACUAAGACACACACAUAAAUUAACGCACAGAUACAUAUAAAUAAACACACAAACCCUUAUACAUUAAAAUACAUAUAUAAACACACACAUACACACACUACCUCGAGGACUGGACUGUGGUUUAAAGGACAUUUUAUCAGCUAGUCAGCGGCUGAUAGCUCCUUCAAACUUCGCUACAUUUUUGUUUUAAAUUGUUAUUUUUUCGGCUUUAUUGCUGAAACAUCAUUGAAUGAUGUCCGAUUGGAUUUGAUUCAAAGGGCUAAGCCAAAAUUGUUCAAAUAGACUGGAUCAGGUGAUUUUGACUAUGGCGACGGCUGCAUAUGCUGCGGCCUGUAGGCUAGCUCCUUCAAACUCCGCUCCAUUUUUGUUAUCUUAUUUUUUCGCACUUAUUACCUAUUCAUCAGAAUGGGAAGUCGGGGUUUGGAUUAAAGAGCAGCGGACGCUGAGAUGAUCCACCCAGCCAGAUCAACCGGACCAGACACCACGGGGGGUGCUGUGUGAGGAAGAGUUGGGAGGAGAGGAAGAGUCGGGAUAGGAGCCAAGCUGGCCCAGCUUGGAUUUAAGGCUGAUUCUGGCAAAUGUCUAGUCCGGACGAAAUGGGACUCAGGCUGGCCAAGCAACAGGAAUCAGAGACUAUUGUGCCCACAUCUUUACAGAGACCAGCUCCACCAACAUCCCGGAUCAAGCACUCGACCGGUGGACCGUGUUUUCCGAGCUGAAGGAUCGCAAGACUCUGGCGGGAUGAGAAGAGGCGGACUCUUUGUUUAUAUCAAUGAUGCUUGGUGCUCAAGCGCAGUCAAAGUGGAUGGACACUGUUUCCAGAUGUCGAACAUUUUAUGUGAAGAUAAUGACCAUAUUAUUAUCAUCACUAUCUUGCACUGAAUUAUUUCCUGGGUGUAUACUGUAUG